Paraglomus brasilianum is the source of this 1653-nucleotide messenger RNA. NCBI's taxonomy places the organism in Eukaryota, Fungi, Glomeromycota, Glomeromycetes, Paraglomerales, Paraglomeraceae. The record is from the annotation of a GenBank genome assembly.
AUGGCGACCUACAAACAGAAAACCCACAUAAUACCCGCACGACCUCCUCCCUCGAGCGACUCUGAAGAGUCCAGUUCAGAAGAAUGGGUAGUGUUUAAUGACAAUAAAUCGAGAAACUCGGCUUACAGAGCUUCAACUCCAGCUACUCGCGCUACCACAAUCCCAUUAUACAACCCAACAAGCAGUGACGACGAAUGGCACGUGUUGAGUGAUAGUGCGAGCCCGAUCGACGAGAGCAAUCCUACAUUCGACACAUUCUCUGAUAGCAACGGUGGACUUAGUGGCUUCGAGUCGGAGAUUGACGCUGCUGUACACGACGAGUCAGAGUUCUACACAGAGUCUUCAGGUGCAGAAGAUACGGUUUGGAGUUUUCACGGGCAACUGCCUUUACAUGAUGGAGCCGGGAAUUUUUGCGAUACUAUUGAAGAGGGGAGAGAGUAUGGCGAUGGAAUGGACAGUAAUGUAGAGUUUGAUAAUGGAAGAAACUCUUCAAUAGUCAGGGAAACGGAAUCAGACAUAUCAAAUCUGGAGCACGGGACGCUUUAUUCAUCUGCAACUUCCACACCGCAUACCGCAUCUGCCAACGCGGAUAAUCGCGACGGCAACAAUUCUACCAACAUUAUUCAGCCAAGGAAGCGAGAUUCAUGGAAACACUUGUUUAAGAAUGUAUUCAAGUUGGAAGAUGCGGUCAAAUCGAAUGACAAUUCACAAGGAGAAAAUGAUCGCGAUGAUUUAGAGAAGGUGAAGUUUGGUGGAGGAUGGACAAAUUCGGCUUACACACAAACCUCCCUACCUGAUUCUAUCAACUCCUCAUCCGCAUUAUCUCAUCCAGCGACACGUCAUCACGAGACAUCAUCCAGCAUACGGGAUACAACACCAGAAAGUGUAAAUAGUCGGAUAUUCUCUUCUGAGCGACCUAAUGAUCAGUCGAAUUCAUCUGGCAGUCGUGGGACUCCGGAAAGACGAAACCCAAUAUUUAACAGAUUUAGUGAUUUGAGAACGUUAUCGAGGGAUUCCAAUAUACAAAACGAGAAUGCUGUCGAUGCUGGGGUUGGAAGUGAGAACAACUUUCAAAAAAACCAAGACGACGCAUCAUCUAUCCUCUCAACCGUAUGGUCCACAGUUCGCCGCCUCACCUCUAGCAUAAUCACCCCCGAGUCAGACAUUGACUUUCCUAAUACGGGCUCAUUCGCCACGCAUUCAUCUUCUUCUGCUGCAUCCACUUAUCCUUUGUAUCCUCACUAUACGGCGAGUGGCCUAGCGUCGAUAGUGAGCGGAACAGGAGAAAACCAAUACACUUACGAUGGGUGUUAUUUGCCUUUUGGUAAUCACUUGACUUUGUCAGAAUUAGGCGGUCUUUCAAGGAACGAUAGAGAUGAAAUGAUAAGGAGGACUGAGGGCGUUAGAUAUGGAGGAGGAUAUGGAGGAUAUAGAGGAGGGGCGCGUGCUCCGGCCAACACUGUAGUAAGGAGUAAAAAACGAAGUUUAGUUGACAGAAGCGAGACUUCUACCAAAAGACUGCUCACUCCCGUUUCCAGUUCGGCUAGUUUGGCAAGUUUUGUCAGCCGUUCUGGAAGCGAAUGCGGAAUGGAGAGUGUAGGAAUAAGGAGUACGGGAAUAGAAUGUGGUUCAUGGGAGCAAGAGUGCAUGUAA